AUGCGUGCCAGUUGUGCGCAAGUGGGUAGUUGCCUGUUAUGGAGAAAGUGGACAGAGAAAUAUUUCCUGUUGCACGGUACUAGAACUUGGGGCCAUUCAAUAAAGUGGACUGUUGUUAAGGCAGAUCAAAAUAAAUAAAGUGCUUCUUCACAUGGCACAUAAAACUGGCAUUUGCUCUCAUGAGACGAAGCAAUGGCCACCAACUUGGAUGGCUUUAAGAGAGGAUCAGACAAAUCCAGGCAGGACAAGGCUGUUGGGCUACUAGCCACAGUGCUUCUGCCUUCAUUGCCCUUGGUGCCUUUGAAUGCCGGUUUCUGGGAGACGCAGGAGACUAUGGUGGUUGCACCCCGUGUCUGCUUAUGGGCUUCCCAGGGCCUCUGCCCGGCCAUUGCGAGACGAGGAUGCUGGAGGAGAUGGGGGCCUUGGCCUAACCUGCUGACUAGGCACUUCUCUUCGGAGUAGUUUUGUGCAGUCUUUCAAAACUAAAAUGAGCAAUGCAACGACAAAAUUAACCCUCGGUCUGAGAAUAAAUGUGCGCGAUGUGGCGAUUCCUGUCAUUAUUUUCGAAGCACAUACGUCAAAAGGGGCUUAUUUCGAGAGCUCAUUUUAUUUAGGAGCUUUGUCGGGGGGGGGGAGUGCGCGAGGGAAGCGCGUUUUUCCGCCUUUUCUCUCCAAACUCGGGGCAAGCCUGAACUUCCCACCAGGCCUCACGCGUCGGGGCCUCCGAGCGGCGGGCGGGGAGGGGCAUGGCGGGAGUUGUAGUCUCUCGAAAACUGCCGCCUCCCGCCACGCCAGCUCGUCGGGCCAGCCGAGGGCCCCGUGAUUGACAGCCCGCCUCGGCCAGUGGCCGACGGGGCCGUAGUCAAGGCGGGCCCGGCGGGCAUCACCCUGGCAACGGAGUCGGGGCGAGAGCUGGCUCCUCUGAGGGAGACCUGCUUGGGUGGUCUCCCGGCCCCUCGGCGAGGGGGCAGGGGGCGAGAGAGGUGAGAGGAAAAGAGAGAGACCCCUUUGCCCCCCCCAGCACCUCAGACCCCCCCUCCCUGGCGCUGGGAUUCCGGGGGAGGCGGCGGGGAAACAAUGGGCGGGGUGGGGGGUGGGCGCCGAGCGAGUUGUGGUCGAAGUUAAGGCGCUAGUUCUCUGUGUGGAGCCUGGACGGGCUCCGCCGAGAGCAACAAGUUCUGGGUCCGGCGGGCCUCUUCCCCUCCGCUUGCUGUCGGCCCUCUUCGGCGGGGGCUUUGUCUGGGGCUGCGGGCGGGGGGCGGCGGGGGGGCGCCAGGUAGUACCUGCGGGGGGGGGGCGCGGCUCUCGCCCCGAAGCGAGGCAACAGCAGGCAGCGGCUCCGCCCGCCGCGUCCCCGGUGCGACUUUUGCUGGGCUCUCUCUCCGCGCUGCCCGGACGCGGCGCUGCCUUGUGCUUCCGAGGCAGGGAGCGAAGGGUACGGAGCAGCCAGGCGGUUGCCACAAUAGAGGCAAGUGUGUGCAGCGAGCGGAGCCUCCUCGGAGGAUCUUGGAAAGGGAGCCCCGCUGCUUGUGCAUGCAUGAGUAGCAAGGCAGCCCAAGUUUAUUCCUGUCUGUUCGUUCAAAACACUUUUUAUCCCGCUCUUCAGCCAGAAAGAGCUUCCGAAGCAGCAGCUCACAAGUUGCCUACCAGUAAUGAGUUUGCAGGUGGUGGCAGAUUAUUCAGAGCACAGUGAAAUCCCAAGAAGAGUUUGAAGAGCUUUGAAAGGACCCCACUCUGAACUGGGUGGAAUGGCCAGGUGCGGAUCCUAUGCCAAGGAGAGCUUUCUGGGAUAACAAAGUUCGCUUCACCUAAAGGGUGUGAAAAUAGAAAGGGAAUAUUGGCUAAUGAUAGGAGGUACAUUUUUAAAUGGCAAGACAUGCAUGUGAUGAAGGAUACCAGUCAUAUGUCUCCUGUAAUGAAGUUGGAGGACUCAAAAUGUACUGCAUAUGGGUCUGCCUUUGUACGCAGUUUUGAAAUUUCAGCUAACACAGGAUGCAACUAUCUAGAGACUUGUCAGGUGGUCAGAACAUGGUACACCAGUAUUGUACCAGUUGGUUUCCUGUAUGCUUCUGGGUGCUGCUGCUAACUUCUAAAGUUGUACAGUGAAUGGUUUGAAGUAAAGUGAUUUCAAGGACCAGCUGCACCCACAUGAAUCUGCUUGGGCCUUGAGAUCGGUAUUUGCAACCCUGCUCAUUGAUAUACUUGUAAGAUCUGUUAAAUAGGCAUGCUGGCAGGCCCUUCACAAUGUGCCCCAUCACAGCUAAAUUAGCAUUUCUGAUACCUCACUUCUGUCCUGGGGGCAUUAAGAAUAUAUUCUUAGUGUGAACCAGAUAGUUUUCUUUACAUUUUAUAUGUCUCUUCCUCCAUGCUCCCUUUUCCAGUCUGUUGCAGACCUUAGGACUAACUCUAGCUUGUUGAUACUAUUGCGGUAAUGUUUUGGCUACAUAAGUGCAAACACUUAAAAAAACCUGAUAUUUCUGUUGGAGCAUGGUGCUGAUAAUGCCAGUGUUACAGGUUUGAUCCCUGUAUGGGACAGCUGCAUAUUCCUGUAUUGUAAGGGGUUGGAUUAGAUUAUCUUCAGGGUCCCCUCCAACUCUACAAUUCUGUGAUUCUAUGAUACCAUGAAAUAGUAUCUCAUUAUUUUUAGUUAAUUACGGGAUCUGAUGUUGGAUUAUAACUGUUGGGUUUUUAAUUGUGUUUUAAAUAAUUUAAUUGUUUUUAGGGAUUGCUUGAUUGGACUUAGAUUUUUCUAACUUCUAUUUUAAAUUAUGGCAUUUUAUUUGAUUUUAAUGAUUUACAUUUUCAUAUUAGCCACAUUGGGAGGGCUUUCCCCCCUAAAAUAGCUCCAUUAAUAAAAUAAAAGUUGGUGUUAGGAAAGGGAUGAAGUACCACAAUGUCACUGUAUCAAUCUUUGGUGUACCCAUGUUUAGAAUAUGGUGUGCAGUUCUCUGGCCACAUUUUGAAAAAGGAUGUUGUAGAUAUGGAUCAACUUCCACCAUUGAGCAAUGUGAAGAAGUCAUUGUGGGCAGCAUAUUACAGUCAAGCCAACAUGUUCCAUUUUUUCAUUUCAUACUUAACUAAUGCACUUUGAGUGACAUAAAGGUAAAGGUACCCCUGCCUGUACAGGCCAGUCUUGACAGACUCUAGGGUUGUGCGCUCAUCUCACUCUAUAGGCCGGGAGCCAGCGCUGUCCGCAGACACUUCCGGGUCACGUGGCCAGCGUGACGAAGCUGCUCUGGCGAGCCAGAGCCGCACACAUAAACGCCGUUUACCUUCCCGCUAGUAAGCGGUCCCUAUUUAUCUACUUGCACCUGGGGGUGCUUUCGAACUGCUAGGUUGGCAGGCUUGAGUGACAUACAGCAUAGUAUAAAACAAACAAACCAACAAAGCAUAAAUUGCAAAAUACAUUUCUAAACAACAGCUUUAAAACCAUCGAAAUAAAAAAAACAGAGAAUCCAGCAGCAAACAAACAUUGCAUAAAAUUACUAUUGGAUAUUAGAGGGAUUAAAAGGGUCAGAUUAGAAGGCUUGUGAUAAUAGAAAUGACCUUGCCUGGCACCAAAAUAUUAUUAAAAUAGGAUGUAGGUGAGCCUCUCUGGUGAGCUUGUAGAGCAUUCUACAAGUAAGGAACCAGUGCUGAGAAGGCCCUCUCUCCUUUAACUGCCUUAUCUCAGUUUGAGGGAGUAUGCAGAGAAGCCCUCUGCUGAUGAUAACAGGGCCCAGAGAGGUACCCAUGGGAAGGGGUGAGCCAUUAGAUACUGAGGUCCCAGGCUGUGGAGAAGCAGAGGGAUUGGUCAUGUAAGUUGCUAGGGAAAAAAGGUGUGCCAGAAGGGUUAGUUCACCCAGGCAGGAACCAAGCUGUCAAAGCUGGUCCUACCUUUAGGUGGUGUAAGGCAGCUGCUCCUGGCUAAUUCCCCUAAGUCCCUGGCUAUAACCUUCAGUUGGAGGACAGAGCUCUGUGUGAGCUGCAAGGAACCCACACUGAACCCAGGAGACUUCAGGUAUUGCUUUCCGGCUCUGGAUUUAGUCUGAGACAGAGAAAAGAAAGGGGAGGGACUCCUGUCCCAUCCCAAGCGUGGUUUCACCAACAUCUCUUUAACCAAGUAGUACACAUAGAAAGAGUAGAAGUGUCCUCCAUAAUGUUAGUUUGAAUGUAACUAAAUUGCUCCAUGCUUGCUUGACAUGAAGUUCCAUUGAGCCUAAUAGAACUUCUUUCCAAGAAUGAAAGAUUGCAGCCACUGUUAUAGAAUAAAAUGGGGGACAAGAUGAUUAGAAUUUUGAGGCUUUGAACAACGGAUCCAUGAUCACAAUAAAAAUGUCAGCAAAUGGAUGAAUUAGGAAGUGUGAAAAGGUGCGAAAUCUGAGUCUGCAGUACAGUAUUUCUGGUCCUGUAAGCUCUACUGUGUGCUAACAAGCCAGCACUGUACAGUACUAGAAAAAUGUGACUUUUAAAGUUAAGGCUUUCAGUAGUGAGGCUCAAUGCAAUUUCUUGGAAGGAUUGUUUUAUAUUUCAUGCUUUAAGUUCUUUGUAUCUGCCUUUACAAAAGUGAAUAUCAGAAUAGAAGGAUCUGGUCUUUUAGAAACUGUCACAAUUAACACUGUGGGACUAGAUAUGGAGCAAAAUGAACAGAAGAAAGCCAGCAGAUUCAUGGGCUUCUUGCUGAGAGUGAACUUGGCAGAUGUUAGGUACUUGGGGAAGUAGUAGAUGUGUCACUAAUAAAUAGUAGAGUUUGUGCUGGGUGCUUCUUUUGCUUAGGAAAGUUUGUACCUGGGUCAGCCUCCUUAUAUUACUACCACGUAUCUGAACAACAACAACAACAAAAGUGGGAAUAGCAGAUAUAUUUAAACAGUAUUUUUCCCCUCUGUAGGCUUCACUGGAUAAAGACAUGA
This is a messenger RNA of Podarcis lilfordi (Lilford's wall lizard), 4889 nucleotides long. NCBI's taxonomy places the organism in Eukaryota, Metazoa, Chordata, Lepidosauria, Squamata, Lacertidae. The record is from the annotation of a GenBank genome assembly.